Messenger RNA from Pungitius pungitius (ninespine stickleback), 2439 nucleotides. Its product is annotated as cytochrome P450 2F2-like. The record is from RefSeq and is a predicted model, not a curated record. Gene Ontology annotation, cellular component: intracellular membrane-bounded organelle; cytoplasm. Bases 227 to 1708 code for a protein of 493 amino acids. NCBI's taxonomy places the organism in Eukaryota, Metazoa, Chordata, Actinopteri, Perciformes, Gasterosteidae. The transcript has 12 exons. Gene Ontology annotation, molecular function: oxidoreductase activity, acting on paired donors, with incorporation or reduction of molecular oxygen, reduced flavin or flavoprotein as one donor, and incorporation of one atom of oxygen; heme binding; iron ion binding. Gene Ontology annotation, biological process: xenobiotic metabolic process.
UGCAGACAAUAAGGUGGUUGCGUAACCACAUGAAACAACUUCAGCCUGUAGAGUCGCCUUCUGUGUGCAGUGGUUUUGUCCAUAGCGGGGAUUGACAUUGAUUCCGAUCCAUGCUGCUAUAAGCAGCGUUAUAAAGGUGAACAAAAUAUAACUACAGGACUCAGCAUUCAGAACUAAGAAACAUUUGCAGAAAGCCAUUAAACUCUUAAGUUCAGUCCCUUCCACCAUGUUUGCAUCAAUAAUCCUGCUGUUAAUCUGCGUUGUCUUCAUCAUCGUUCAACUCAAAUCCCGAAGGCCUAAGAACUUUCCACCAGGACCCCCAGUCUGGCCGAUACUGGGGAAUAUUUUGGACCUGAGCCUAGAGAACCCCCUGAAGGACUUUGAGAGGUUGAGGAAGAUCUAUGGAAAUGUCUAUAGUUUAUUUCUCGGUCCCAAGCCAGUAGUAGUCAUUAAUGGGAUGAAGAGCAUGAAGGAGGCUUUAGUGACAAAGGGCGUUGAUUUUGCUGGAAGACCCCAAGACCUGUUUGUCAAUGACGCCACCCAGAGGAAAGGAGUGAUUCUGGCAGAUUACGGUUCUAGUUGGAAGGAGCAACGUCGUUUUGCUCUGAUGAACUUGAGGAACUUUGGAAUGGGGAAGGACAGCAUGGAGCAGAGGAUUCACGGAGAGAUACAAUAUACUGUGGACACGCUGGAGAAGAGUGUUGGCAAAUCCUUUAGUCCUCAAAACAUGUUUCACAAUGCGGCCUCCAAUAUCAUCUGCCAGGUUCUAUUCGGAAGACGCUUCGAGUAUGAGGAUAAGAUUAUCAAAACGAUUGUUCAAUGCUUUACUGAGAAUUCCAAGAUGGCCAAUGGGCCUUGGGCUAUGCUUUAUGACUCUUUUCCUUUGAUCAGAAGCCUGCCACUGCCCUUCAGACAAGGAUUUAAGAAUAUUGAGACAUGUCGGAAAAUUGCAAAAUCUUUGAUAAAUGAGCACAAGCAGACGAGAGUACCUGGAGAGCCGCGAGACUUUGUUGACUGCUAUCUUGAUCGGCUGGAAAAGCCGGGUGAUGAUCGUUCGUCCUUUUCAGAAUCACAGCUGACUAUGUACAUCCUAGAUCUUCACUUUGCUGGGACUGACACUACUUCCAACACCCUCCUUACUGGUUUCCUCUACUUAAUGAACUACCCACAUGUACAAGAGCGUUGUCAGCAGGAGAUAGACACGGCACUGGAGGGGAAGGAUCAGGCCAGUUUUGAGGACAGAAACAACAUGCCUUAUGUGCAGGCCGUAAUCCAUGAAUUCCAGAGAGUAGCCAACACGGUUCCACUCAGCGUUUUCCACUGUACAACUAAAGACUCAGAGCUCAAUGGAUACACCAUCCCUAAGGGUACGCUAAUCAUCCCUAAUCUUACCUCAGUGCUGAAUGAGGAGGGAGAAUGGAAAUUCCCAAAUGAAUUCAACCCUGAAAACUUCCUCAAUGACCAGGGAGAGUUUGUGAAACCAGAGGCCUUCAUGCCUUUCUCUGCAGGCCCCCGGAUGUGUCUUGGAGAGGGUCUGGCCCGUAUGGAACUCUUUCUAUUCACGGUGACGCUGCUGAGGAAGUUUAGGUUCAUCUGGCCUGAGGAUGCAGGAGAGCCAGACUUCACUCCAGUCUAUGGGGUCACUCUGACUCCCAAACCUUAUCGCAUGAAGGUCCAAUUUAGGGUCCCCCAGAAAAUCCCAAAUUAAUGGAUGUUUUAACCAACCAACAACAACAACAUGUUGAUCUAACUAUGAUGUGGCCAUCACUUACUUAUCACUCUCAACCUACACACAUCACCUUUAACAAUCAAUAAAACAUGUACUUGUUGUUGCCAACCUUUUUGUCUUUCUGAAACAAAAUAAGAUCUGUUUUUAGGAUUUACAAUUAUUUGAAAUAGCUUUGUAAGGAUUAUGCUUUCAUGCAGAUAUGGAGUCGUUGGACUCUGCUGGUGAAAACAAUGUAUUUUGUCUUUUAACUUGAUAUAUUGAUUUGAUGGUUUACUUUCACAUAUGAUUACAAGUUAAGCUUUACCUGCAAUCAUAUACUUGGUGGUUAAAUAUCAAUUACCAAUUAACCGGAAAUUGUAUGCUUUUCAUAAUUAAAAUGCUUUGAUAUGUAAAUGUUUUAAGGGAUUCAUAUGUUUGGGGCUUUCUGCAAAUGUUAUAUUUUUUAGUCCGAUAUAAUACAUGUUUAUAUAUAUAAAUAUGCUUUUAUACGUUUAAAAUAAAGAAGAAACUGGCAUACUAAUAAAUCAGGGGGUCCAGCGUGUCUGUGGUUUUUGCUAUCCUAUACUACUAAGUCACAUGUAAAGUAUGGUCUUUUAUAGGUAGCAUUUUGAGAUUAAAUUGCUUAUGACUUGUGUCUUUACCAUUAUGCUAUAUGGUUGUAUUAGAAUGGUUCAUCUUAGCAAUAAAAAUAUUUUGAUUCCUCUGACCAU